CUUGGCCCCUCUAUUUGGCCACAGAACUGCUCUCCCGCCUGUUAUGCUCCGCGGUCGACGCCUGCUAUCGCCAUAGGAGACUGAAUAGCCAAGAUCGCUCCAUUGUGUUUUGGUUAACUUGUAUAUCAUGGCAGAUCUAGUGAAACUAUUGACACUUCCCCUUCUGUUGGCAACAAUCAUCAUUACGUCAUCAAUCCGUGACGUCACUUCCGCGGCGGUCGACCGACGCUUUGCGGAACUCCCCUCCGAAGGUUCCGCCGGCCCGGUUCGACCUUCGGAUCCGCACUCUCACCUUCUCGCGCCCUUCCGCCCCUCCGUCGACCACGCCCGCAGGAGGAGACUGGCGGGUCCUCUCCCCAAGACGGACGCGAGACGGGACCCUCUCGCGGCGUCGUCUUCGUCAAGUAGCAAGGGUUCCAGGCGGUAUUUCCGCCAUCGCCGCCCUGGUCUCUUUUUCUGAACGGGGUCGGCUUGUGGGUUGUGAGGUUGGGAGG
Molecule: messenger RNA, 494 nt
Organism: Penaeus monodon (black tiger shrimp)
Lineage: Eukaryota; Metazoa; Arthropoda; Malacostraca; Decapoda; Penaeidae
Exons: 2
Coding region: 128-460 (110 amino acids)
Source: RefSeq, a predicted model, not a curated record